Molecule: messenger RNA, 917 nt
Organism: Periophthalmus magnuspinnatus
Lineage: Eukaryota; Metazoa; Chordata; Actinopteri; Gobiiformes; Gobiidae
Exons: 5
Coding region: 35-853 (272 amino acids)
Biological process (GO): lipid metabolic process
Cellular component (GO): membrane
Molecular function (GO): oxidoreductase activity, acting on the CH-CH group of donors
Source: RefSeq, a predicted model, not a curated record
GGUGAACUUUGCUUUGGUUAGUUGAUCCGUGUUUAUGUCACAUUAUUUGACCCCGGAGCUUGUGUCCGGUGUGCAGAGCCUGGUGAUGGGCAGUGUGCUGAUCAAAUGUGCCCUGACAGACGUGGGUCUGCAGUGGGCAGGAUGGGCCAUCGCAGCAGCGUGCAAGACCGAGAAGUUUUACGACUUGGCAGGGUCAGGUACAUUUAUACUACUCGCUCACCUGAGUCGCGUUUGGGGAGGAGCCAGGCACGUCCGGCAGAAUGUGCAGACUGGGCUAGUGACUGCAUGGGGGCUGAGACUGGGAACUUUUCUUUUCCUGCGAAUCUUGAAGGAAGGACGUGAUCGCAGAUUCAACAAUGUCAGAGAUAGCCCAGGGACCUUCUUUAUAUACUGGACUGUGCAAGCGGUGUGGGUGUUCACGACGCUGCUGCCCACUAUGAUGCUGAACACUGAAAAGAGGGACAAGCCUCUCGGGUGGAGGGACUACAUCGGCUGGAGCCUCUGGGGCCUGGGCUUCGCCGUGCAGGCCAUCGCCGACCAGCAGAAGUGGAGAUUCAAAAGUGACCCUGAUAACGCUGGCAAGUUCAUUCAGUCUGGGCUCUGGGCUUACAGCAGACACCCCAACUAUUUUGGAGAGAUCCUGCAGUGGUCUGGCCUCUGGCUCUCUGCUUCGUCGGUGAUGGAGGGGAAGCAGUAUUUAAGUGUUAUUUCACCCAUGUUUGUGUGGUUCCUGUUAAACUAUGUGAGUGGAGUGCCCAUCCUGGAGAAACAAGCAGCAAAGAAGUGGGGGUCUGACCCGGCCUACCAGAACUACGUCAAGAAUACUCCCGUCCUUUGGCCCAAGAUUUUUUAGAUUUAACAGUGAUGCUGGUUAUGUGUUAAGAUUAAUACGGACCAAUAAAGGUUUACAUUUUUUU